UCAAGGAGUCGGGGAGUCUGGCCCUGCCGCUCUUCUGACCCUUUCCUCUCUCCUCAGUCUCUCACUACUGCUGCUCAGCCUCCCAACCCUCCCACCUCCCACCUCCCAUACAUUUUCCUCCUACUACCACUCUCCCUCAUACUGUACUGUGUGUGCACACUGUGAGCGCGCUGCACUGCGUUACUACUACCACCAAAUCACCCUCAUACUGUAAGUACUCACUUUCUUCUCUUGACUAUUUUUCCCACCUCACCUUCCACACCACCCACUCUCUUCUUCCAUAGCUUGCGCGCAAAACUGCGAUGCAAAAUGCUCGUCUCAUCAUCCUGCUGCCCUGUUUGCUCCCUUUUGCGACCUCGUCGUCGCCGUCUCCAGCACACUGCGCCUACCAGGUCUUGACCACCACCACCCACGGCUCUCCAGCCCUCUGCCCACUUCAUUGACGCGUCUUCGUUGCGUCGACAACCACUGUCAAACCGAACUCAUCCAAAGCCACCAAAGUCUUCCACCGUCAACAUGCCCAAGGCAACAGGAAAAGCCACCAAGACUAAGGGCCGUGGUGCCGAGAAGAAGAAGAAGGACCCAAAUGCUCCCAAGCGCGGUCUCUCUGCCUACAUGUUCUUCGCCAACGAGCAGCGCGAGAAUGUCCGUGAGGAGAACCCUGGCAUCAGCUUUGGCCAGGUCGGCAAAGUGCUCGGUGAUAAGUGGAAGGCCCUGAGCGACAAACAGCGCGAGCCGUACGAGAAGAAGGCCGCUGCCGACAAGAAGCGAUAUGAGGACGAAAAGGCGAAAUACAACGCCGGCGAGGACGACGACGAUGAGGACUAAACGGUCUCGCGCCAUGCACGCUUGACCUUGCGGUCUUUCGCGACAGCGUUCCAAGUCCAGUCGUAUUUCUCUUUUUCUGUCUUCAUGUUUUCACUAGCAAUGAUCGGCUGGGAGGCAGGGGUUAUGGGAGUCAGUUAUGGACAUGGUCGGUAUGCUUCAGAAAACGCAGCUUACGGCUGGAAUCAUUGAGCUUCAGAGGUCAAGUCAUGUCGUCGUGAGGUGUGGCGCAUCAUCACAUCAUCAUCGUCACGAUCACGAACGGGAAAGCUGAGCUGCAAACAUUGCAUGCAUACCUAAGCAUACUAUGAUCCUUGCUGUAUACUAGCUUUUUAUGCAAUGCAAUGUCUGGCAAAAGAUCCAAUUGAUGACUUCUUGCGCGGAUUUCCACUCGAGUAUUCUGUCUAGGCGGAUUGCUCCAUGUUGACAGCCCCAACAAGCGUAGACCCGUGUGCUCCAGUCUGUCGUGAACAGAUUCGGCCAGCUUCAAAGCUCCAUCACCUCGCAUUGUGCCAGGAGGAGCACGAGCACCGAGCGUAGAUGAUCCUUCUGGGGGUCCGUCGCGUUUCAGCCCCCGUUUCCCUACCGCGCUCUUU
This is a messenger RNA of Cladophialophora immunda, 1421 nucleotides long. RefSeq names its product non-histone chromosomal protein 6. Bases 517 to 828 code for a protein of 103 amino acids. The record is from RefSeq and is a predicted model, not a curated record. NCBI's taxonomy places the organism in Eukaryota, Fungi, Ascomycota, Eurotiomycetes, Chaetothyriales, Herpotrichiellaceae. The transcript has 5 exons.